Messenger RNA from Papaver somniferum (opium poppy), 620 nucleotides. RefSeq lists its product as uncharacterized. Bases 5 to 460 code for a protein of 151 amino acids. Lineage: Eukaryota; Viridiplantae; Streptophyta; Magnoliopsida; Ranunculales; Papaveraceae. The record is from RefSeq and is a predicted model, not a curated record. The transcript has a single exon.
UCUCAUGGCUACUGCUGUUUCUUGCAAGUCAACAAGAGGAAGAGAUAAUCAUCACACAAUCACAAUGAGCAAAACAGUAUCAAGGAUAGCUGAUGAAGUUUCAUGGUGGUGUGCUCUAUUAUUAGUAUGUGUAAUCUUAGUAACUGCUAUCAAGGAGAUUAAUUCUAUUUCUACUGAUGGAAAACAUAUUGGUCAUGGUCAUGAUGAGAUGGUGAUGAUCAGUAGUGGAAAUGGAAAUGAUAUGAGUAAUCAUUUCUGGAUUGGUGGUAAUAAUAGACCAUGUGAAGAAAUCUAUGUGGUUGGUGAAGGUGAGACUUUACAUACAAUUAGUGACAAGUGUGGAGAUCCAUAUAUAGUUGAAAGAAAUCCUCAUAUUCAUGAUCCUGACGAUGUUUUCCCUGGACUUGUUAUCAGGAUCAUACCAUCAGAUGCUCCUAGUAUGGAAAAUGUAGUCUGGUAAUUAAAAUGUUUAGGCACAUUUGUUUUAAAUUCUUUGAUUGCAGAGUGAGAGAAAUGCAAGUUUGCAUAUAUAUUUCUAAUCGAUGAAAAAAAAUUUAAGUAUCGAAGUAUGUAUCCAGACCUCUUUGUACGUAUAAGAGCUUGAUCUUGUUUGAUGAUCU